AAAAUAUAAUUCAAUUUUGUUCAUCAAAAAAGGCUUAAUCGAUAAAUAGACAACAAAAAACGAAACUCUUCGUCAUACUACAACUACUUAUAUAUAUGAUCAGCAUUUUUUUUUAUUAUUAUUUCGUCUUCAAUUCGUCUAGAAUUUAUUCUGUUUUCUUGGCCCGACUCUUUAAAUUCUUUCUCGUUUUUUUUCUGGUGUCUGUGUUGAACAGUGUAUUUGUGUGUGUGUGUGUUUAUGAACGUGAAGAAUUCCAUGUGAUUUAAAAUCACCAUUACCAAGCAUUUUUGUGAAAAAAAAGAUUAUAGCAGAAUCCAUGUGUGUGCCAUCAUCAAUUAUUAUAACACAUGAUUUGAACGAUUUAAAUUGAUAAACACUAAACAAUUUUUCUUUAUUAUUUCUUCUUGUGACAUGCAAAAAUUAAAUAAUGUUUCAAUUUCACCGCCUUGAAAUUCUGAUGUAUAGAAAUUGAUUUUUUAAAAUUACAAUAUUGGAUUAUUAAACUAAUUUUCAUUCAUAUUGGUCAUCAUCCUCACAAAGUGUAUGAGUUUGUGUGUCCGUGAAUUUCAAAUUCUGCUUCAUUAUUGUGACAUUGUUGUUGUUAUUCGGUGUGAUUAUAUUUAUUAUACUGAUGAUUGAUAAAAAGACGUUUUUGGUUGGCCUAAAAAAAUUUCUACUUUAGAUCAAAUUUUCUCUGGCAUUUGACGAUUUUAUUUCGACAAAAUAUACUCUGUAUACUUGAACCGAAAUUUCUGAUUAUUAUUUUUAAACCGACAUUUAUUAAUAUUACGAUAAAGUUGAUUAUUUUUCUAUACCGAAAAUAUGGCCACAACGGAAUUGAAUUUUGGACCUGAAUGGAUACGUGCAUUGACUGAUGGUGCCGGUAUUGGCAGUACUAAUAGCGGUGGCGGUGGUAGUAAUAAUAGUAGUAACAGUGGUAAUAGUGGUCCGAAAACUUUUUCCGGUUCAUCUGGACCUAGUUCAAGUUCAUCAAAUUCGUUGAGCACAACUAAUAAUACAUUUAAAUCGGCAUCAUCAAAAAUGUUCAAUACAAAAUCAAUAUCAAAACAUCAUCAUCAUCACGAUAUAAAAUAUCGAUAUACAAAAGAGGAAAUGUUGUCAUAUUUUCAACAGUCCUCAUUUUUAGCACCACCAAAAGAUCUAAUACAACAUGAUGAAGUAUAUGUUGAUGAUGGUCAACAUCCACUUGCCCUAAUUGAAUUGACAAAUGAUGAAAUUGAUCUAAUGUCACAGAAUAUUAAUCCGGAUUUUGUAUUGAAAAAAUCGAUGCCGAAUGAAUCAUCAUCUGUUAUAAAUAAUUCAAAUAAUCAACAGAAUAAUCAUUCUUCUGGUUCUACAACGACAAUGUCCAAUAAUAAUCAACAACAACAACAUCAUGGAUCAUCAUAUAAAGAUCGAAUAUCAAAAUUAUCAUCAUCAGAUUUACUUCGAUCACCAGGUGGGGGAUCAAAACUUGUUUCAUCAUCACCAUCAUCAUCAAAUGGUUUUAUAACAGAACGCAAUAAUACAACGAACAAUACAAAUUCUUAUCCGACACGUGGUGGUGGUGGAGGAUCGUCAAGAGGUUCAUCAUUGAAUAAUAAUCGUAUUGGACGUGGUGCCGGUAAUAUUGUAUUCACAAGGCUAUCAUCAAUGGAUUCGUCAACAUCGAAUUCAGAUAAUAAUAAUUCAUCUGCUGUCGGUGGUAUACGUUCAAUUGGCGCUCUUUAUGCUGGAUCGAAAAAAUAUAUAGAAUUAGCAGCUUCCGGUACACAGCGUGAUGAUGAUAAUGAUAAAACAUUAUUGAAUAACACUAAAAAUAACUCAGGCUCUUCAUCAAUGGAUUCAUCAUCCACAGAUAAUAAUAAUUCAUCUGCUGGCGGUGCUAUACGUUCAAUUGGCACUUUUUAUGUUGGAUCAAAAAAAUAUGUAGAAUUAGCAGCUACCGGUACACAACGUGAUGAUAAUGAAUCGACGUUAGUAAAUAAUUCAAAGAAUAACAAUUCAAAUUCUUCAUCAAAUAGUUCAUCAUCGGCAUCGUUGUUUAUGCCAUCAUGGCGUUCGUCGACGAGUAAAACUGAAUCUGGAACAAAUUCAAAUAAUCCAGAGGCAUCGUCAACGACUACGACGACGGUAAAAGAAUCUGUAUCAUCAUCAUGGAAAACAAAUAGUUGGCGUAUAAAUGAUAAUAAUGGAAGUGGUUCACGUAGUUCAGUACCGAUUAGACAAAAGGAUUUUUUCGGUGAUCCAAUCAUCGAUGAUCACCAUGAUAAUGGCAUUAGUCGUAUUAAACAAUCAACCACAAACAAUUCAAAAUCCGGAUCGGGUAAACCCUUUCAAAAACGUUCGUCAUUUACAUCAUCCGAACGUGAUCGUCAUCAUUUAUCAUCGUUUCCAUCUGUGGAUGGAUCGACUAUGUUGGAUGCCGAGAGAGAUUUGUUUGGCGGCCGUUCAUCGUCAUCAUCAUCCGCAACAACCACUAAUGCUGGUACUGGUUCAACUUAUAGUGAUUUGUUUUCACGAAAUUCAUCAUCAACAACAACACCGAAAGGAUUAAAUUCUCGUGAUCGUUAUCGUGGUGGUGAUCAUCGUGGUUGCGAUGAAAAUAAUCAAACAAAUUCGACAAAAACAAUGGAUAAUUCUAAAUUUUCUCAUUAUUCAUCAUCAUCAAAAGGUAGUGGUUAUUAUGGUCGUUCAUAUGAUCGUUUUAAUUCAAGACUACGUAGUGGUGGUGGUGAUGGUAAUCAUUAUCAUCAUUCAAAUGAUGACUCGGAUUUUUUCUCUGAUCGUUUUGGUACACGUUCUAAUAAUUCUGGCCAUCCUCAUCAUUCACAACAACAACAACAUCAUCAACAGCAACAAAAUUUAUCAAACGAUGAUGAUGGUGAUUCAUAUCGGCGUAAAGAUUCAUUACCAGAAUGGAGCCUAGAAGAUCCUAGUUGCAUUGAUGUUACUCGUGUUGGAACAUUUGAUGCAAGUGGAGCAUUCCAUGAAGCAUUGGAUGAUGAUCUUAUGACACCAUUAGAAGUCGAUAAUGAUGAUGAUGGCGCUAAGAAUAAUAAUGAUGAUCAAAAUGAUGAUGAAGAUUUUUUCGGUAGAAAAAUUUCUAAAACUAAAAAGAAUUCUGAUAAUAAAAAUCAUUCUACGACUAGUGGAAAAUCGACAGAAGUAAAAUCUAAUGAACCUGAUAGCAAUAAAUCUGAAAUCCGUCCUCCUUCAACAAUUUCAUUGUCGACAACAACUACCAAAACAAGUUCAAAACCAAAACCGAUCGAUUAUUUCAAUGAUCCAUCAUUAAGUCCUAAUUAUCAAACAAAAUCUGAUACGAAGCAACAAGUGUUAAAUGUUGAUGAUAAAACAGUAUCAAAAAAUAAUGAUGAAGAUAACAGAACAACAACAUCAAUGGAUGGCAAUAAUAAUAAUAAUGGCUCUAUCAAUAAAAAUUAUAUGAUGAAUGAUGAAAAUAUUGUUGGUAGUGGUGGUCAAGCAAACAGCCUAAUGUCGAUGAUAGCCAAACGUAAUAAUGAUUCUAAUAAUACUGGUCAAUCAAGUAAUAAUGAAUCGAUUGGUGGUUGUAUGGAUAGAAAUUCAGUAUUUAAUCCAACAUCAUCAUCAUCGGGAAAUAAUUCAACUUUUUCGUUUGGUGGUACCACAUCGUUCGGUCCAUCAUCAGCUAUGAUUGAACAACAGCAGCAACCAGCAUCACAGCCUGUCAUUAUUGGUGGUCCAAUAUCGAAUCCUCGAAAUACGGUUGCUGCCCAUUUAUUGGAUUCAUCAUCAACGGAUAAUAUAUUGCCUGGUUCACCAUCGCGUACUGUACCGUUUAAAUCGAUAAAUAGGGAUCAAAAUCCUAAUAAUAAUGAACGAAAUUCUUUAUUCAUGCAUGAUGAAAAUUUAUUAAUGAAUGAUUCAUUAAAAUUUUCAUCAUUAUUGAAUGAUUUUAAUUUCGAUUUCGGUACUACAGCAAGUAAUAGCAACACCAAUAAUAAUUCAACAACUACUACUGGUACGAAUGAUUCGGCUGAUCAUCAACUAUUUAUGCGAUUAGCAUCCCAACAACAACAUCAACAACCGCCACCGUCGAAUAAUCAUCCAUUUAAUAAUCAAGAUCUUGACCAUCAUCAAACAUUUGAUAAUGGUAGUACUAAUAAUCUGUUGAAUAAUCUGGCUAAUGAUGCAAAUGGGCAACAGCGAUUCAAUAUUGUACCAUCAAAACCAAAGGAUUUAAUUGAUGAUCCAUUACAACAACAUCACCAUCAAACACAAUCUGUUUCUAUGUCAACUAACCAUACAAUGAUCAAAUGGUUUUAUUGUGAUCCACAAGGUCAAACCCAGGGUCCAUUCACCAGUCAAGAAAUGUUUGAAUGGUAUAAUGGUGGCUAUUUUAAUCCAGAUUUGCUAGUCAAACGAGCAUCGGAUUCAAAAUUUACAAAAUUAGGUGAAUUAAUACAGGCAUUGGGUGGACGUUGUCCAUUUAAUUUAAUACCACCAACACCUUCCCCUAUAUCGGUUGGACAACCACAACCGAUUCAACAACCAACAUCCGUUAGUAAUAAUAAUAUUCAAACUGGUCGAAUUGUUAUGGCACAACAAGCACCACCACCACCCCCUCCUCCCACACAAUCUAUCCAACAACAACAGCAGCCACCAUCAUCUAUUCAACAUUCGAAUUUCCCAUUACGAACAAACAAUAAUGAGGCAUUAUUUUUUCCCGUUUCAUCUUCAUCAACAACAACAUCAUCGAUAAACAAUCAGCAACAGCCACAUUCUGCUCCGAUUGUACCACCAUCAUCGAUGAAUCAAUUUCUAACAUCAUCACCAUCAACGACACAAUCAUCGACGACAACAAUCGGUGGUGGUGUUGGUCAUCAUCGUGGACCAUCAAUACAACCACCACCAACACAACCACAACCAUCACCAUCUGUUAUAUCAUCAUCAUCGACUACAGCAGCAGCAUUUCAA
This is a messenger RNA of Dermatophagoides farinae (American house dust mite), 4962 nucleotides long. RefSeq lists its product as uncharacterized. Gene Ontology annotation, molecular function: protein binding. NCBI's taxonomy places the organism in Eukaryota, Metazoa, Arthropoda, Arachnida, Sarcoptiformes, Pyroglyphidae. Gene Ontology annotation, cellular component: cytosol. The record is from RefSeq and is a predicted model, not a curated record.